AAUAGAGAGAAAUCGUGCAGCGAUUCUAUUAGCAAUUUUGUAAGAGACGCAUAGAAAAAAUGGAGUGCGCCGCAAAGGGCGGUGGAACGCCGUGCUCCGGCCCUCCCAUCCGCCGUUGCCAACGUUGCCAAGUCGUUGCGUACUGCUCCCUCGCUCAUCAGGUUUCGCACAGAAGUGCGCAUAAAAGAGAGUGUGAGAGGUUCGAGCAGCAAAUGAAGCGCGCUAACACCUUGAAUGAUUUCCCUUUCACAUUCACCCAAAUCCAGGAUACAAGGUGUUCAUUUUUAAAUAGGCUUGGCGUCCACCUUUUAGGAAUGUGGAUUUGUGAAUGCAGCUGUGGUGGAGUCUCAGCCUCUAGUUAUGACCAUUCAAGGUUGAUGAGUAGUUGGAAUCUUCCAAGUGAGUUAUGUCCUUGCAGAGGACCAUCCUCUCCAAUACCUGACUGCCUAACUUCUUGGAAGGACUACUACGAGUGGAGGCACAUCCCUUUUUGUAGCCCUGCUUCUUUACUUCUUCAUUGGCCCUUAACAAUAUUCCGGGCCAUUCAGCUUGCAACUCUUGAAAGCUUGCUUCCUGAAUUCGCCAACGAACUGCGAAUACAUUAUCUAGGACCAGAAAGGGAACUUCUUCAGCUGGUAAUCUUUGGGGAGCUGCAAGCACUCUUCCCGGGAGUAAAGCUGUACAUCGAUCUUGUUGGACCUGCAAUUCCAAAUGUCAGGGACGGUGAAAAGAUUGAUCUGUGUACUUAUGCUCAGUGUAAUGACAUGGGCUGUGAGUGCCAGAGUUCUGCUGAUAGUUACCGCGAAAGGGUAGACACUCGUCUCUCUUCUGCAAUCACAUUACGACUCCAUGCAGGCUGUUAUCAUGACUGUUACAGAGAAUUACUGCAGGAUUCUUUUCCUCAUAUUAUCAUAGCCCCAAACGCAGGUGUUGCCGCCUACAAGAGCUGGAUACCUACUCUUGAAGUAAUAAAGGAUCUCAAGGUUCCAGCAGUAUUCUCCGAUUACUGUGAAGAAGCUUGUCAUCUUGCAGCUUCAUGUAUCAGAUCUGUAACAGGCUAUGCUCCUAGAAUACCAAUUCAGAUAAACCCAUUCAGGCAGCCUCUUUGUGUUGAAGAAAGUGCUCUCUAUCUUCCAUGUUAUUCUAAUUGCUUCAUGUUUGGCUUGUGAACUAUACUAGUUGUUUGUGCAAUGAAUUAAAGCGAUGCUGCUCUUAA
Salvia splendens (bonfire salvia) is the source of this 1216-nucleotide messenger RNA. RefSeq names its product zinc ion binding protein. The record is from RefSeq and is a predicted model, not a curated record. Lineage: Eukaryota; Viridiplantae; Streptophyta; Magnoliopsida; Lamiales; Lamiaceae. The transcript has 11 exons. Bases 60 to 1169 code for a protein of 369 amino acids.